CUAUGUUUCAGCCAAUAACGAAAGAAUCGCUACGUUUCGCAGUGCUGACAUUUCUGACGGGAUGGAGAAGGUUCUGCGACGAGAGAUCAGUCGCGCACUCUCGUCGCCGCUGACAGUUUUGGGGGCAUGUGGAGUGCAUGCGCAGAGUUGCGAGAGGUGAGCUGAUUCGAUCCAGCUUCGUCCCGACAGGUUCGUCGGUCGAUCGAUCGAUCGAUCGAAGUAGCAGUGGAUCUGCUCAAUAGCAAUUCCACGCCCUGGAGUUGUCCGAUCUCGGAUUGUGCAGGUGCGUGAUUCGGCUAUGAGGUCCAACACGUACCGGUGAACAUCAGAACGGAGAGCCAGGGGAGGAGAGAGCAGCAGCUGGAAGCGGACGGCGAUGGCUCCGCCGCUGUGGACUUCUACGGCAGGAAGAGAGGACGAUGGGAACCACGUCGAGGCGGACGCUGACAUUGUGUAUCAUCCGAUUAGGGCUGAGGGAGCGAGCAAUCGUCCUGAAGAAUCUCAAUAUGGGUCAGCCGCUGUGAGUGGUGUCGCCAAUGGACAUCAUGAGAACGGGUCGGCGAUGGUUGCUGGAGGGAGCUUAAGCAAUGGGCGGAGGCCACAGGAAAGGAUCGUGACUGUGAAUGGCAUGGAGUUCCAUGUCUAUGGCAAUGCGAGUGGUUUGGAGCUUUUGUCGCUGUCAGAUCGUGAAGAGCCAUUGAAUUUACCGGACAGUGAUGAAGAGGAGGAAGAAGAGCGCCGGAGAGUCGAGGCUGAGCGAGCGAUUUUCGAAGCCAAUCAAGCUCAUGAAGCAAGACGAGCUGCUCCUCUUCCUGAGGAGCAUCGGACCAGAAUACUCAAUGCUAUGAAAGCAAUUGAUUUGGGAGGCUUUCGCCCUUCCUGGGCUGAUUCCAUUCCCGAGGAUCAAUGGCUUAACAAAUUCACUAGUAAAGGAAGUUCUAGCACCUCCUGAAUAGAAGAUUAUCAAGCACUUUACACUCGAACCUUGUUCCUGAAACUCUAUGUUUCCUCUUAGCAUAUCGAGCACCUGCUCCUGAAAACCCUAUGACGGGUUGCAGCCCGUGCAGGAAAUACGCAAUGAGUCUACAGUCUUAAUUAUGCGCAAUGCCACAAGAGUUUAGCGAUCAAUACAUUGCAACUCAAUUCCAUGCGAGGGGAAUAGUCCAAGACGCAGAACCGAGUAACCUGAAGCUUGGAGAUGCUUUUCCGCUACAUGUUUAUUUCAAAUUCAGGCAUUGCAAUAUUUUUUGGUGUAUAUCAACUUCUCUUCUGUAUGUCCUGUCUACUAUUCUUGCCUAAGAAAUCAAAGCGUGUUUCGCAAUUGGAACUUGAUGUUUCUGAUAUUUAGUCAGAUACAGCAGGUUUUUCUACAGCACCGAUCUCAAUCAUCUUCAAGUUUUACAGAUUGUUUACCUGCCUGUGUAAGCCGAACAUAUCGUUGUUACGGUCAAUUUCAUUAAUCCAAGAAGACUUUCAUUUCGUUUCGAGAGGGUAAGAAGAGG
Marchantia polymorpha subsp. ruderalis is the source of this 1502-nucleotide messenger RNA. Lineage: Eukaryota; Viridiplantae; Streptophyta; Marchantiopsida; Marchantiales; Marchantiaceae. The record is from the annotation of a GenBank genome assembly.